Molecule: messenger RNA, 1413 nt
Organism: Aspergillus affinis
Lineage: Eukaryota; Fungi; Ascomycota; Eurotiomycetes; Eurotiales; Aspergillaceae
Product: FAD-binding domain-containing protein
Exons: 2
Coding region: 1-1413 (470 amino acids)
Molecular function (GO): oxidoreductase activity; FAD binding
Source: RefSeq, a predicted model, not a curated record
AUGUGCGGACAGGGGCGAGUUUCUCGCUAUGCUGCGGUGGUGGAGACCCCGGAAGAUGUGCAAGCCACCCUGAAAUUCGUGAGGAAGCACAAUAUUCGCCUCGUUGUCAAAAACACCGGCCAUGACGUGACAGGCAAAUCAAGCGCCCCGGAUUCUCUGCAGAUUGCUACUCAUCGGCUCAAAGACAUCAAGUACGUGUCUGACUUUGUCCCGAGCGGCGCGAAGGCCCAUCAUUCCGGCGGACCUGCGGUCACCAUGGGUGCAGGCGUAAUAGGGUUAGAGCUGAACUCCGCAGGGGCCGCUGGCGGAUACCUCGCUAUUACAGGUAUUUGUAGCACAGUUGGCACUGCGGGAGGAUAUAUCCAAGGUGGUGGCGUAUCGGUGCUGAACCGACCUUUUGGAUUGGCCUCGGACAAUGCUCUCCAGUUCACUGUAGUUACAGCAGAUGGAGAUCUGGUCGUGGCCAACGAGUUCCAGAACAAAGAUUUGUUCUGGGCCCUCAGAGGCGGCGGCGGCGGCACCUUCGGGGUAGUCAUAAACGUGACGAUCCGGGUCUAUCCAGACAUUUCGGCUGUCCAUACUCUGUUAACCAUUACUCAACCCACCGGGAGCGAGAAGUUCUGGGAAGCCGCUCGCGAGCUCUUCGCUGCGCAGCCUACUCUAGCCGCAGGACGCAACCACGUCCGAAUCUCCGUGUACCCAGUCAGCCUUAAUGACUCGUCCACGGGAACUCUUGACCUGGAAGCGACCCUGUACAACACCACUGUGACAGCAACAGAUGAGAAAUUCGCUCCGCUGCGUGAAGCCCUCACCAGGGCUGCUAUAUCCCAUGUAUUCCAGUCCGACCACCUCCCCAGUCUCGGCACAUACCUAAAGAACCCGCAAUACGUCAACGCAGGCGGCAUGGGCCACGUCCACGGCUCGGUCCUGGUAUCAGAAGACUUCCACCACACAGACGACGCUCCAUCAAAGUUAGCUGACACCCUCUCCAAGCUACAAGCAGCACCAGGCAGCACGAUUGAAGUCACCACGUUCGGCGGUGGUCAGGUCAAGGCAAACAAGAACAUCGUCGAUAGUGCUGUGCACCCCGCAUGGAGGGAGGCACUAACAGUGAUCGAUCUAUUCGUUAACCUGCCGACGAAUUCCAGCUUCGAGAUGCAGCGGACGGCUCAGAGUUUCUUGACAGGAGUUCAAAUGCCGCUUCUGCUUUCCCUGGAGCCUCGGAUGGCGUCGUAUGUCAAUGGCGCGAAUUCUCAGCAGGAGGAUUUUCAGUGGCGGUUCUGGGGGGACAACUAUAAGCGGCUGUACAAGAUCAAGCAGGACUGGGAUAAAGAUGGGCUGUUUAUCUGUACCAUGGGUGUUGGAAGUGAAGAUUGGGAUGAAGAGGGGAUGUGUAGGAAGAAGUCCGGGUAA